UACAAUCUGCAAUUUCUUCUCAGACCCAACCUCCCUUCCAAGUUCCAAUCAUGGCUUUUUACAUCUUCAAAAUCAAACAUUUCCCAUUUCCAAAGCCCCUAAUCCUCUUUUGUCUCUUCAUGGUCACCAGUUUCUUCUCCCCACUACGGCAAUUUACAAGUGCUUUAUCCUUCAACUUCACUAGUUUCAAUCCUGGUGACUCCAAUAUAACAUAUGAAACAGCUUUGGCUGAAGACUCAGCCAUCCAACUCACCGACAUCUCAUUUUUGGACAGAUCAGAAGUUGUAGGUAGAGCCACGUAUUCCAGUCCCAUGCACCUGUGGGACAAGGCAUCUGGAAACCUCACAGAUUUCACUACCCACUUUACCUUUGCAAUUUAUUCUCAAAAUGGAAAUAGUGUAAAUAGUAUUGGAGGUGGGCUUGCGUUCUUCCUAGCACCUCAUGGUUCAAAAAUUCCUAAUAAUGUCAACCAAGGUGCCGGCCUGGGUCUUGCUAGGGAUGACCAGCUACUAAACUCGACCGACAAUCCUUUUGUCGCGGUGGAGUUUGACAUCUAUUCGGACCAACCAUGGGAUUCGCCAGGCGAACAUGUAGGUAUUGAUAUAAACUCCAUGAAAUCUAUUGCUUAUAGAGAUGAUUCUUAUUUUCUUGAUGGGAAUUCCAUUGAAGCUUGGAUUAAUUAUAAUUCCAGUUCUCAUAAUUUGAAUGUUCAGUUGAGGCCUUAUGAUGACUUACCCUGGAAAUCCCUUUCUUAUAAUGUGGAUUUGAGACAUUACCUACCUGAAUGGGUAACUUUUGGAUUCUCAGCCGCAACAGGAAAUGCUUCUAUAAUGCAUGCCAUUCGCACAUGGAAUUUUAGUUCAACUUUGGAAGAUAACGUAGCCAAACCAACAGUGGCAGGCAGUCCAAGCCCAAAUUCGGCCCCUGACCGAAGGAAAAACAAGAGGUUAGGAUUAUCCGUGGGGUUGGGUGGUGGUGGAUCUUUUUUGCUUGGUGGGUUUGCUUUAAUUCUAUUUGGCUUUUGGAAGAGGAAUAAGAGGGAAACAGAAGAGCAUCUCGCCUUUGAUAGGAGCAUGGAUGAUGAAUUUCAAAGGGAAACAGGACCCAACAAGUUUUCAUUUAACGAAUUGGCUCAUGCCACUAAUAAUUUCAAUGAUGAAGAAAAGCUAGGCCAGGGAGGAUUUGGUGGGGUUUACAAAGGAUUUUUAAGGGAGUCGAACUCCUUCGUUGCGGUUAAGAGGGUAUCAAAAGGGUCUAAACAGGGGAUGAAGGAGUAUGCUUCAGAAGUAAAAAUUAUUAGUAGAUUGAGACAUAGGAAUUUGGUGCAACUCAUUGGCUGGUGCCAUGAAAGAGGAGAACUCUUACUUGUCUAUGAGUUCAUGCCCAAUGGAAGCUUAGAUUCACAUCUUUUUACUGAAAAAAUCUUAUUGAUAUGGGCAAUAAGGUACAAAGUUGCUCAAGGAUUGGCAUCAGCAUUGCUUUACUUGCAUGAGGAAUGGGAACAAUGUGUGGUGCAUAGGGAUAUAAAAUCAAGCAACAUUAUGCUUGAUUCAAACUUUAAUACUAAACUUGGGGAUUUUGGGCUAGCUAGGCUUGUGGACCAUGUGAAAGGGUCACAAACAACUGUAUUGGCGGGCACAAUGGGCUACAUGGCUCCUGAAUGUGUCACAACCGGUAAGGCCAGCAAGGAGUCAGAUGUUUAUAGUUUCGGAAUUGUUGCUCUAGAGAUUGCUUGUGGAAGAAAACCAAUCAAGAUCAAUGCCCUUGAAGAUCAAGUAGUCAUGGUGGAGUGGGUUCGGAAGCUCUAUGGAAUAGGAAAGGUACUUGAAGCAGCUGAUCCAAGGCUGGGGGGAGAUUUUCAUGAGCCCCAAAUGGAGCGCUUGAUGAUUGUUGGGCUUUGGUGCUCUCACCCUAAUCGAAACCUUAGGCCUUCAAUAAGGGAAGCAAUUCAUGUUCUCAAUUUUGAGGCUCCAUUGCCUAUUCUCCCAUCAAAUAUGCCAGGAACAGCACAUCUUGCUCCAGUAGUGAAUAGACCAACUUCAAUGUCACUCUCUAUGUCUAAUAUUGCUUCUGAUUAUGGGGGAAGAUAGAAUCCAUGUUCAAGGAAAUAGUCACACAAAUUUCUCACUAUCUGCCUCAUACACUGCAGCUCCUCCAUUUGCAUCACUUUUUCGUACAAGCUAAAUUUGUCGACGGUAAUUUAGAAUUCUUAUGGUUUGAUUAGGUGUUCAAUUUUAUACCCUACAUUAUCACUUCUUUGUGUUUCAUUUUACAUUUUAGUUUAAUCAAUGCUGAAAAUGUUUUAGAGUGUAAAUCAUAUACUCGUGUAUGUGCUUUCUACCCUAAAUAUUAAUUUCGUACGAUA
Corylus avellana is the source of this 2365-nucleotide messenger RNA. The record is from RefSeq and is a predicted model, not a curated record. NCBI's taxonomy places the organism in Eukaryota, Viridiplantae, Streptophyta, Magnoliopsida, Fagales, Betulaceae.